GGAAAAAGACAGCCGAGAGAGAAACGAUAGACGAUCGCACCAAAUUUUCCCCAAAAAGAUUUUACGUUCGUCGUGUUCUUGGUUUCUUGAUUACACACCUUUUAUUUCUUCUGAAGAAUGAUUUAAUUAAUGGAAGCUGGAUUCUUCUUUUGCAAAAAAAUACACAAACAUUACGUAGUAAGGUGACUGUGCGCUUCGACUUUUGCUUCACAAUCUAAAUGAGUUUCCAGGUACUCGGCAGCACUUCCGUUGCACAGCCUCCGCCGCCAUUGCCAUCGUCUCUUGUCUCCAGGAGCCGCAUCCCAGCCCAUGCUUACACUCAACCCACAAUCCUCUUGGAGCUCUGCAUUUCCACAAAAGAGCUCCGCCAAAUGCUCCCUGUCGCGAUCAAGAACGGCCUCUACAACGACCACCUCUUCCAAACCAAGCUGCUCAGCCUUUUCUCUAAAUUUGGCAGCUUCAACGACGCUGUCAAAGUCUUUGAAUCCGUCAGUAGCUCCAAACCGGAUGCUCUGUACCACACUAUGCUCAGAGCCUAUACCAGUCACUCCUCUUUGGAGUCUUGCGUCUCCUUCUACUCUCGUAUGAGGUCCGACAAUGUCGAUCCCGUUGUACAUGACUACGCGUAUUUGAUCAAGGCCUGCGCACAAAGUUCUGAUAUUCGGAAGGGUAAACAGAUACACGGGCAGUUGAUUCUGAAUGGCUUUUCGAGCAAUCUGUUUGCUAUGACUGGCGUUGUGAAUCUAUAUGUGAAAUGUGGGCUGCUGGAAGAUGCGCUCAGACUGUUUGAGAGAAUGUCUGAGAGGGACUUGGUGGCUUGGAACACAGUUAUUGCUGGGUUUACGCAGAAUCGGAUGCCUAAGAGAGCGUUGGAAGUGCUUUUGAGGAUGCACAGGGAAACAUCUCAUAGGCCUGAUUUGAUCACGGUGGUUUCAAUUUUGCCCGCCUGUGCGGCUACUGGAUCCUUGAGGAUUGGGAAAUCCGUACAUUGUUAUGUCCUAAGAAACGGGUUGGUAUCUUCUGCAAAUGUUUCAACUGCUCUGGUGGAUAUGUAUGCAAAAUGUGGCUCUGUCAGUGCUGCAAGGUUGGUCUUUGAUAAGAUGGGUCUUAGGACAGUGGUUUCAUGGAAUGCUAUGAUUGAUGGGUAUGCACAAAGUGGGAAUUCAAAUGAAGCUCUUGUUUUGUUUCAAAAUAUGCUAAAUGAAGGAUUGAAGCCAACCAACGUCACUGUCAUGGCUGCUCUACACGCAUGUGCUGAAUCUGGGAAUAUCGAGUUUGGGCGAAACAUUCAUGAAAUGAUUGAUCAAUUAGGACUUUGGGCAGACUCUUCCGUUGUUAAUACUUUAAUCUCAAUGUAUAGUAAAUGCAAACGAGCCGACAUUGCUUAUGGAUUGUUUGAGAUUACUACCAGAAAGACGCUUGUAACUUGGAAUGCUAUGAUUUUGGGCUUUGCACAAAGCGGAAAAGUAUUGGAAGCCAUACAUCUCUUCUGCAAAAUGCAACUGCAGAACAUCAAACCUGACUCAUUCACUUUGGUUAGUGUUGCCACAGCUCUUGCUGAGUUAUCAGUGUUACGCCAGGCCAAGUGGAUCCAUGGACUUGCUAUAAGGACUUGUUUGGACAAAAGCAUGUUUGUUGUAACUGCCCUUGUUGACAUGUAUGCAAAAUGUGGAGCCGUUUCCACUGCAAGAAAGUUGUUUGACAUGAUGGAUGAUAAUAGGGAGGUAAUAAUAUGGAAUGCCAUGAUUGAUGGAUAUGGAACACACGGUUUCGGAAUGAAAGCUAUUGAAUUAUUUGAGGAAAUGCCCCAACGAUCCAUAAAGCCGAAUGACAUCACAUUCUUAUGUAUCAUCUCAGCUUGCAGCCACUCAGGUUUUGUAGAGAAGGGGAAGCACUACUUUAAAAUCAUGAAGGAAGAAUACGGGAUAAAACCCUUAAUGGACCAUUACGGUGCAAUGGUUGACCUUCUUGGUCGUGCCGGUCGACUUGAUGAGGCUUGGGAUUUCAUCAAUAAUAUUCCAGUCAAGCCCGAGGUCAAUGUCUUUGGGGCAAUGUUGGGUGCUUGCAAGAUCCACAAGAAUGUUGAGUUGGGCGAGAAGGUUGCAGACAAACUAUUUGAGUUAGAACCAGAUGAUGGUGGGUACUAUGUUCUGCUUGCUAAUAUAUACGCCUCGGCUUCAUUAUGGAAAAAAGUGGCCCAAGUAAGAAUUUUGAUGGAGAAGAAAGGGAUUCGGAAAGCACCUGGGUGUAGUUUGGUGGACUUGAGAAAUGAGGUUCACACUUUUUACUCUGGAAGUACUGCCCACCCACUAUCAAAACAAAUCUAUGCAUACCUUGAAACUCUGAUAGAGAGGAUUAAAGCUGCGGGGUAUAUACCCAAUACAGAUUCAUUUCAUGAUGUGGAAGAUGAUGUUCAGGAAAAGCUGGUCAGUACCCAUAGUGAGAAGCUGGCUAUUGCAUUCGCCCUUAUAAAUACCAGUCAUGGUACAACUAUUAAUAUCAGGAAGAACCUUCGGGUUUGUGGUGAUUGCCAUACUGCCACGAAAUUCAUUUCUCUUGUGACUCAAAGAGAAAUUGUUGUGCGCGAUAUGCACCGGUUCCACCACUUCAAAAAUGGAACCUGCUCUUGUGGAGAUUAUUGGUGAUCCCCAUGACAGGUCAGAUGAAGUCUCCGGCACACCUUGAGUAAACAGAUCAAGCUUAAAGGGUGUUGUUGAGGUUCAUUCUUUUAAUUUUCUGAUUUUGUGUUUCUCUUGUAAAUUGUAUGAAAUUAAGUGUUUUUAAUUCACAUUUUCGAAUCAGGAGUUUAGGACCGCGAUUUUGUAUGAAGAUAAGUGUUUUUGUACAUGAUUACAUCUCUGAAAUACUUAUUGUCAAUUGAAUAAUUGUCUACUGAAAUUUUCGUGUUUAAUCCCAAGGCACUCUUGCCAUAACUAUUUUAUGUGACAAAUAUGAAUAAAAUUUAAAUUAUAACUGUAUUUUUUAAUUAUAAAAUAUUAGCCUCAAAUAACUUUCUGAAUUUCUGAAAUUCUGUGUGGAUAAAUAUUUACAAAUUAUUAGCUUAAGUGAACUACAUAGAUAACUCUUUCAGCUUUUCUCUAUUUUCACUGGCAUAGCUUCCUUGUUCUUUGCUGUUCCUUUUAGUGUGGCACGAUCCAUUUUGGAAGCUUUUCCCCCCUCCUAAAAUGUGAUCAUAAUUGCAUCCAGAAGAAUAUUGUUGACUAAGGUCACUAUGCUCAGAAUCUGUCAUGUCCUUCUCCUCAUUUCGAUUGUCACCCAAGGAUAUCGAAUGCUAAGAUAUUAUUCAAAUUCAUCAUCAUCAUCAUCAUCACCCAGUGCCGCAAAGGCUCCCACCUACGAUGGGGUAAGGGGGCGUCGUAUGUACGCAAUCUUACCCCUAUACUAAAGCACAAAGAGACUGUUUCCGAAUAACCCAUAGUAAAAAUUGCGUCGAAAAUUUUAGUGAGCUGUUACUUCUUUGUUACUUCAUAAUAAAGAAGCGCAAACAGUUUAGUGAGCCAUUUUGCUCUAUUCCAUCAUAUUCCCAAGCCAACAAGUAGUGAGUCUUUGACUCCAUUGAAAAUGAUGGAAAUUAAGAUAUUAUUCAAAGUGUAAGAAAAAUUAGUAACAAAUAAGGAUUCAUGAGAGUACAUACACACUAACCUUAACAGUACAUGGGAGGUCCCUCUCCUUUUUUCCUUUGAAAUGAUGCCUUCAUCCAGUUUAAGCUUUAGAAUGUUAAAAGUAAAGUCACCUGUCUUCAUCGUUUUUCUGUUUAAUAAAAAAUGCCUAAAAACCCUCACGUGGACUACUCUUCAAGUAAUGAAAACAUUUCCAGAUUUUUGACAAAUUCAACUGCUUUUUUUCAAAAGGUUCCCGUAUGGAUUAUUCAAGAUUUUUUCUCGAUUUGUGCGUGUCAUCCUUGCGCAGGGGCCAUGCUAAUCUUCUCUGUAUCGUUCCAAUUUUAUCGGAUGUCCCCGAAGGGACGGAUUAUUCAAGGUUAAUGCUGCAUUUUCAGUACUGUCCCUUAUGUGAACCUUGACUUUGUAUGGAGCCAUUUAUAUAAGUAUUAAUACUAUAUUCAAUAUUGAUAAGUAAAUACAUGCUUGAAGAGUUGAAGUCAGGGGCAGAGCUAGAAAAACGACUCGAGGGGUCGAAAUUCAACUUUACAUAGAACGAAAACGGUAAAUUAUUUUUAGACAAUACUCAAAUUGAAUGUAGCUUCGAUAAAUGGUAUUUUAAAUGAAACUAAUAGAGUUAUAUAGUUGAUAUAUAUGUCAUGUAUAUUAUAAAUUGUUUUAUACAGGUUUAGUUGAUGGGUUUCCGCACCUGUGACAGCCUUGGAUGAGACACUUUGCCUUACCCUAGUACUCUAUAGUUCUCCUCUUACCCAGUUUAAUAUCAAGAUUUCUUACUAGAAAAGAGUUGGCUAUUGAGUAGCUAGGCACUCGUAGCAGUAAGAUAGAUUGUCUUUGCUUUGUCUCUUAGUCAUGUCACGUAAGUAACGAGAGAAUUAUACGCUAUUUUAGGAAUAUAAUUAAUAUAAUUCGAUAUUAUGAUAGAAUUAUAGUAAAUAAUUGUGACAGUGUAAAAAUAAGGGUUCCGGGCCAUUUAAGUCAUGAGUUGGGCCGGCCAUUUUGAUUUAGUAUAAGAAUGGGAGGGAGUAAAAGAAAAAGUAGGCAGACAUUGGAUUUGGAAUUAGGCUUGGGAGUGGGAGACUACUCGAAGUGUCUCAAUAGUAUCCGUUCUCUCUUUCUAUGUACGCCAUUGUAAUCCAGUUCAAGCUCUGAAAUCAUCAAUAAUAUUCUAAAUUUCUAAUUUUCUAAUGUGUUGUUGAGUUCUCAUCAUAUUACGCAUCAAAUUUUACUAAUUUUAAGUUUAAAUAGUGCUGAUUUUGCAGAAGUCAUAACUUCUUACUCGUAAUGAGUUACGGAAGCCAUAAUGUUUCAAACCAAAGAUAUUUCACAACUCUAUACCCUCAAACUUUCAGGGGGGUCGGCUGACCACCUUGACCCCCCGGCUCCGUCCCUGGUUGAAGUGUAGAACAUACUUUUAUAAAUUAAGAUGUAAAAUGUGUGUUCACAUAUUAUUAUUAUGAAAAUCCAUAUAUGUUCACAUAUAUUAAAAUGUGUGUUCACAUAUUAUCAUUAUGAUAACCCGGCUCCGUCCCUGGUUGAAUACAGAUCGAUUUGAACCUCUAAAAAGGUUCGCUUGAUGUGUUAUUGCACUUACUUUGCCAUAUCUAUUUUCAUUUCACAGUUAGCACACAUUAGAUUUCAUUCUAUUUUUAAGACAUCUAAGAGUUCGUGGCUUGUAUUGUUAUACAUACUGAAUUCUGGUCGUUCUUUGCUGGUUUUUCUUUCUGAAAUGUUUCUUUUCUUCCUUUGAACAAUUGAUAGUUGAUGCGACACAACACUCCAGAGAAAUUUUGUUAAGUACAUUACUCAACGAUCAGUCCAAAGGAAGAAGAAAACAGAUUACAAUGGAAAUAUCACUAAUUUGCCGCAAAAGAAAAUAACAAGCUGGAGACCAUUCGAGAGAGACCCUCUCUCCAACGAACUAGCCAAUUCCCAGAUACCCCUCUCUCCAGUACCGGACUCCCUUUUAUUCUCUUUUCCAGCUCAUCCUGACAUCACUUCAUUAAUUAGUCAAUUACCCUCUUGCCCCUUCGGUAGUAAACUUUAGAAAAAUCCUUGUUGGGAUUUAUUUUAAAUAGGCCCGUGCUCUCAUCAAUAGUUCCAUUUUGUAGGGUGUAGAAUAUAUACGGAACAUUGUUGAGAUGAAGCUUGACAAGCAAAUUAGGAGGGG
Molecule: messenger RNA, 5808 nt
Organism: Cuscuta epithymum
Lineage: Eukaryota; Viridiplantae; Streptophyta; Magnoliopsida; Solanales; Convolvulaceae
Source: the annotation of a GenBank genome assembly